This is a messenger RNA of Mizuhopecten yessoensis (Yesso scallop), 3210 nucleotides long. Its product is annotated as E3 ubiquitin-protein ligase MIB2-like. NCBI's taxonomy places the organism in Eukaryota, Metazoa, Mollusca, Bivalvia, Pectinida, Pectinidae. The transcript is spliced from 17 exons. Gene Ontology annotation, molecular function: metal ion binding; ubiquitin-protein transferase activity; protein binding. Gene Ontology annotation, cellular component: cytoplasm. The record is from RefSeq and is a predicted model, not a curated record. Bases 652 to 2823 code for a protein of 723 amino acids. Gene Ontology annotation, biological process: protein ubiquitination.
CACCCCUGAAAUAAUGAACUAUUCCAACCUUUGAAUUGUAAGAGUUCAAAUGUGUUUAAAGGGAUGAAUUAUUUAAUAAGCAUGUGCAGGUUUGUUAUCAAUACGAAUAAUGAAUGAAUGACGUCGAUACAAUUCAUUGAUCGGUUUUGUAUCAUGGUCCCCAUACCGGCCUUUGAGAAACUAACAAAUGUAGGAUUUUGUCAUCUGAGGUAGCAAAACACUGUCGUCUCUCACUCAAAUAAGACUGCAAACAGCAUAAUGCAUAUACAUCCACCCGUCACAUUUUUACAUAUAUUUGAAAGUGUGCUAUGGUCAAUUAUGUCAAAUACCACGGUCAAGCCUGUAACACAAGGUGGCAGCGAUAUAAUUAUACACACAAGUAGUAUGACAAUUAAAUGUUUGUUGAUAAAACGAUCUGAAAUGAAGAUAUAAUUCCAAAAUGUUCUUUUCUAUUUAUGUUAGAGUUUCCGUUGUGAAAGUGUGCUGAUGACUGUAAUGUAUUUGCCCUGUAUCUACAAUAAUUGAGUUAACCUCCAGAAGUACAGAAUAGAUCAAGAUCGAUAAUACCUGGAAACCGACAAGGAAGUUAAAUCAGAACACUGGAUUGUCGCCAUCUUACAGGUUACACCUCUCUAAUAGAUAAACACCACAAUGGUUCUGGGACUGAGAGUAGUGAGAGGACCCGACUGGAACCUUGGGAACGAGGAUGGUGGCGACGGCCAUCUUGGAACCGUGGUUGAGGACCAUGGCGACGUAUCUGUGACGGUAGUGUGGGACAUGGGGUCAAGGACGAGAUGUCGCGCUGGAAAGGACGGCAAGUGUGACCUCAGAAUACUGGACAACGCACCUACAGGUGGUACAGGUAAGACAGGGACCGUGACGGGACUCCGGUCGUAUGAGGAGGGUCUCGGGGACCGUAACAGUGCAGCUGUUACCUGGGAGAAGAAACAGAAAACCGCUAAAUAUCGAAUGGGAUUUGAGGGAAAGGUCGAUCUGAAAUGCAAAACCGACGGAGAAGCCCCUGGGUACGAUUACUACAAAAACCAUCUUCCGCUUCUUGAUAUUUUAUUUUCUCGACAGCUUCCUGGUCAAGUGGGCAAAAUACAGAAGUUUACGCGGUCUGGUGACGCUGUGGUGGUCAUCGGUAUGGACAAAUGGAUUCUUAAUCCCGAAUCAUUGGUCAAGGUUCAUGAUAUCAGUAUGGGUGAUAUCGUGACGGUGUCAGAAGACUCGGAGUUCGUGAAGAUCGUUCAGGAGGAUCACGGUGGCUGGAUCGAUGAAAUGGAUCUCGUGCUUGGUAGGGCGGGUAAGGUAGUACGUAUUACCCCUAAGCGCGACGUAGUGGUAGCGUUUGGGAGGAAGACUUGGGUAUUUAAUCCUGCAUGCCUCACCCCGGCCCCUGACGAGGAAGUUUUCGAAGUCGAACUGGGCACUUCUGAUGCAACUCAAUCUGCUGCCGGAUUGGGCGAUGCUCUUGGUUUGCUGUUGGCACAAAUGCUGCUUGAAGGAGCAGGUGUAAGGGUUGUAGGCCCUAAAGACUUUUUACAGGCAGCUGCAAGAGGAGACAACGAUAUGAUCGGCAAAAUUUUAAAAUCGAAUCCACAACUGGCGCAAAAAGUGAUCGACGGUACGACGGCUAUGGUCUUGGCCAGUCACCAGGGACAUGACGCGGUCGUUAAGACGCUUCUACAGAGCGAUGCUGAAACCGAACUGACAGACGCUGGCGGCAACACACCUCUGUUAGCGGCUGUUGUGGGGAAGAAGGUCAGUACCACAACCGUACUACUUGACGCGGGAGCGAAUGUCGACUUUGCCAACCAAAAGGGUAGAACGGCCCUUCACAUAGCAUCUAAUGCUGGAGAAGAUGUGUUAGUCAGACUUCUCAUUGGCAGGAAAUGUGACGUCAAUCCCCAGGAUAUCGUUGGAAACAUGCCGUUGCAUGAUGCCAUUACUGAAGGUCACGCAAAAGUCAUCGACUUGCUGGUGUCUCAUCCCAGUCUAGACUUCCGGAAACAAAACAAAAAAGGAAUGAAUGUCCUACACUGGGCUUCCAUUCGGAACAACCCAUAUGCUGUCGACAAAAUCCUUGGCAAAGCAAAGAAUCUGACCGAUGUCAAAAAGGAGGAUGGUUUCACAGCACUUCACGUGGCUGCAUUUAACAACCACACACAGGUGGCCUCUAACCUUAUUAUUAAGGGUAACGCAACCAUAGAUAUUCGAACCAAUGAAGAGAUGACGCCGCUCCACCUGGCGGCAGAACGCUGUUACUACCACAUGAUCAAACUUCUGCUGGAUAAUGGAGCCGGUGCGACAUUAAAAGAAAAGAAGGGAAACACACCACUCCACAUUGUACUUGGAAAAAGCACUUCACAACAAACGUUGCUUCACCUCCUGAUGGCCAGUUCAAAGGUCAGUAGUGUGGAAAAAGUCAAGGUUGGGUGUCUUUUGAUACAGUUUGGCGCCAAAGUUGAUGUUCAUAACAAGUUGCAGCAAACUCCUAUUGACGUAUGUCAGGAAAUAGACGUGCGUAGGGCCGUCGUCAAAUGUGCAGAGCAGACAAAACAAAAGGCAGCACAGUCGAGACGUCGCCCAACGUCUGCAGGCGGAGAGAACGCAGUUUUUUCACGGAUGUCGAUGAACUGUAUGGAGUGUACGAGCCAGGAAGCCCAAAUUACCUACGAACCAUGUAAACACAAGUCACACUGUCUACAGUGUACGUUCGAAUUCGACAAAUGCCCAGUGUGUUACAGGGACAUUGAGAAAAGGAAAGACCAAGAUGGCAAUACAAUCAUUGGUACAUCGGAUGAAUGUAGCGUGCAGUGAAAUCUUGUGACAAGUGUUAUACCUGGACUUGGAUAUAACAAACCUUAACAUAAAUGGAAAUGGUAAUGACAGUCGUCGUUUGAGACACACUGUGCAGUGCCGAACAUUUAGCCUAUUUUAAAUAUCUAGAGUAUCUCGUAGGGACAUUGAGAGAAUGCUGAGAGAUUUCUCGAGUGCCUCUCAAAUGAGAAUUUGCAUACAUUGUAUAUAAGUAUCUAAUCAAAAGUUCUUUAUAUGUGACCUUUCUAUAGAAUCAGUUUCCACUGAUGUAAACGAUAUUGUGCACAAGCCAUUGGCGGAUCCAGAGGGGUUUUUUGGGCUUCAGGAAACCCCCACACCCUGAGAAUGUUCUUUGAAAAUCAUGUAUUUUCAACAUUUUCCUCAAUU